This is a messenger RNA of Arachis ipaensis, 930 nucleotides long. The record is from RefSeq and is a predicted model, not a curated record. NCBI's taxonomy places the organism in Eukaryota, Viridiplantae, Streptophyta, Magnoliopsida, Fabales, Fabaceae.
AUGACAGAAACUAGGUCCUCCAUUCGGAACUUAGAGAUACAGAUUGAUCAACUGAACAAGAUGAUCCCAGAAAUCCCUUCCAAUACUCUUCCUUGUAAUACGGAAGUAAAUUCGAGGGAAGAGUGCAAGGCCCUCACUAUGGAGGUUGUGACCGAACCCAAGGAGGAGCCUGCUAUUGAGGAGCUCAAGGAAAUCAAAGCUCAUACAGAGACUGGGAAUGUCACCUUGCACGUCCCUUUGCAGAAGGAGAAGCCUGAGGAAUACCCCUCUUCGAACGAGCAAGAUGAGCCUAAGGAGGAGCAAAUUGCUCAGUUCCUGGAAAUCCUUAGGAAGUUGAAAGCUAAAUCCUCUCAUGCAGAGGAAUUGGAGAAGGAUCCCCCUUCCAUGGCGUGUUUGAAAGCCUCAAAGGGAGAUGAGACUAUAGUGCUGACCAAGGAGUGCAGUGCCUUAGUCAAGAAGAAGCUCUCUCAGAAGUUGCCGGAUCCUAGAAGCUUUCUGAUUCCCUGCACUAUAUGGACCAUUGCCUUUGAUAAGGCACUAUGUGACCUUGGCUCAAGCAUCAAUCUCAUGCCUCUCUCUGUAAUGAAGAGGCUGGGAAUUCAAGAGGUGCAGCCUGCCAAGAUCUCCUUCGAGAUAACAAACAAGUCCCUGAAAUGGGCGUAUGCUGGAAUUGGCAUAGUGAGAGAUACCCUCAUAGAGAUGGACAAGCCCAUCACAAAGAAGAGAAUGGAACAUAUGAGAGAGCCUGUACAUGAACCACAACAAGAACCUGUGCAGCCGCCUCCACCAAAAAUCCCUGAGAUGCCUCAAGGGGAGCUUAGUUCAAGCGUGGAUCAGCUGACAGUGGAGCACAAAGAGCACGCCACAAUUCUCCAUGAGAUGAGAGAAGAUCAGAGAAUAUUGAUGGAGGAACAAUUGAGACAAGGGUGA